UGUGGAAACUGAUACAUUCAACUUCAAGAUGGAUGUUCCUCAAAAAUCCUGUACUAGGCGUGGAAUGUUGUCAAUAUCAAGCUCUAUUUACGAUCCUUUGGGAUUUCUUGCACCAGUCCUGCUGCCUGCCAAAAGAAUGCAGCAGGAGCUUUGCAAAAGGAAACUGGGAUGGGAUGAACCAAUACCCCAAACCAUGUUGCAAAAGUGGAAAAGUUGGCUCAGUGAUUUGCAAACGCUUUCCCAUUUCAAGGUUAAAAGGUGUAUACAACCAAGAGAGUUUGGACCUGUCUCACAUGCACAGCUACACCAUUUCUCAGAUGCUGGUGAAUCUGGAUAUGGAACUGUGUCAUAUCUGCGCAUGCAAGACAAUAGGAAAUCCAUCCACGUAGCAUUCUUGAUGGGCAAGGCAAGGGUAACACCUCUAAAACCUGUCACUAUUCCACGUCUGGAACUAACAGCCGCUGUAGUUGCCGUCCGAGUGGAUCUCAUGUUAAGGGCUCAGUUGAGAAUGAAACUCGAGCAAUCCGUAUUUUGGACAGAUAGUACAUCUGUACUCAAAUAUAUAAUGAAUGAGGAUAAACGAUUCCUUACCUUUGUGGCAAACAGAGUCUCAUUCAUUACAACUGCAACUAAACAAUCACAAUGGAGAUAUGUAGGCUCAAAGGAAAAUCCAGCAGAUGGUGCUACAAGAGGGCUCAAGGCUGGGAACAUUGUUCAUAGCAGUCGCUGGAUCGAAGGACCAAGCUUUCUGCAGAAGCCAGAAAGUGAUUGGCCAACCAAUCUAAUGGAAUGCUCCUUAGAACCAGAGGACCCUGAAGUCAAAAGUGAGGCCACAGUGAAUGUUACUCGCGUAAAAGACCUGCUUGAUGCUACAUGUCAAUUGAUAGUGUACUUCUCAGACUGGAGAAGGCUCAAGGUUGCUGUUGCUUGGUUCCUUAGACUGAAGGCAAUCCUUUGUUCAAUGAGAGACAAGAAGAGAAGACCGCAACCUAACUUGGAUAACCCAAUUCGUAAAGGUACUACAAAGGAGAAAGUAAAGAAACCACAGCUGUAUAGACUAUCUUCAAAGGAUCUUCUGGAAGCUGAGCUUGCCAUUAUUAGAUUUUGCCAGCAACAAAGAUUUGGAGAGGAGAUUGCUGCGUUGUCAAGUGGGAAAGGUUCUCCACACCAGAAACGCUCUGUGCGGAUAGCAAAGUCUGUGCUGUGGGAGUGUCUGGAAACCUCGCACUGGUCCCCAGGGACACGGCAAACUUGUAAGCCCUAG
Oreochromis niloticus (Nile tilapia) is the source of this 1264-nucleotide messenger RNA. RefSeq lists its product as uncharacterized. The coding region runs from base 29 to 1264 and encodes 411 amino acids. The transcript has 2 exons. Lineage: Eukaryota; Metazoa; Chordata; Actinopteri; Cichliformes; Cichlidae. The record is from RefSeq and is a predicted model, not a curated record.